AUGGACUGCGCCGGUCACAGAACUCACGUGGCCGGCAUUGUUGCGAGCUCUUAUGAGGACUUGCCUGGCGUCGCACCUGAUGCCCGCUUGAGGAUCUACAAUGUCUUUGGGUGCGGCGGUAGCAGUAUGGAGGAUGUCAUCGCCCAAGGCUUCAUUCAGGCCUACGAGGAGGGCGCCGAUAUCAUAUCUGCCUCUCUUGGAUCGAAUGCUGGGCCCUUCUAUACUAGUAGUGCUGCGAACGGCUUUGGUGUGACGGCUGUGGGCAGCGUCGAACAUACCCAGACGGCUGCCUUCACGGUAAUUGCUAGAUCGAGCAACAAUGAGACACGCGAGAUUCUUUAUGUUAGCUCUGACACUGCGCAGUGGACGCUCAACGGCACAAAGCACGCCCGCUUCCUCAACCAGAACUACACCGGGCUUGACUCGUGCCAUAUCUGGGAGUUCCCCGGUAUUUCGUCAGAUAUUGUUCUCAUUCUGCCCCGAAGCACCUGCAUCUGCGAGUGCUGGCACGUCCUCGACUCCAACCUCUUCGGAACGAGCGUCAAGUGGGUAUUCUCCUACAGCUUUGAGGAUGCUGCCUGGGGGAUUCCCGAUCGAAGCGUCUACAACCCCGAGGAGCAGCUCCUUGGAUUUGGACUCAUCAGCCAAGAGGAUGGCAAAUGGCUUGUUCGGCAAAACGAACGGGGUCGCAAAGUGGACUUUGAUUUUGUAGCCAACGGUGGCAAGGCAGUUGGCAAUACCGGCGUCAACUCCGACCGCCUCAAGCCCGAGAUCUCAGCUCCCGGUGGUUCCAUUCUCUCCACGUAUCUGACCUCCGAGGGUGGGUGGGCUGUCCUCUCUGGGACCAGCAUGGCCACUCCAUAUCGGAUGGCGGCCGCUCCAACAUCGCCAACAAUGCCGGCGACUCGGCCCGCCGCCUCGUCACCUCAAGUGGCAAGCCAGUCGCUCAUCAUGAUGGAAGCGGCUCUCUGGCGUGCCGGCAUCGUCGACGCCUUCAAGGUCAUAACCUACAAGACAACCAUCACCCCCGCGAUGGAACGAGACCGUGGCAACAUUAUUCACGAAGCCGGCUCCACCAUCUGCACCAAACCAGAUUCUGACCCUGUGAUCGCGUUACCCCCGGUGCCCUAUUCCUCCAACGGGGCCGGACUGGCCACGGUCAAAUUCUCGACGACUACACUUGAUGUAGCUCCUGGUACGACUGGAAUUUUGACGGUGACUUUCACUGAACCUGCCGCCAUCGAUGCGAAGCUUUUCCCGAUCUAUGGGGGAUACAUCAACAUUAUUGGCUCUAACGACGAGUCUUUGCGGGUGACAUACGCUGGUCAUGUCUACGGCAGCAACAUUUGGGCCGACGAAUGGAUUGACCCCGUCGUUCAAAACCCUGACUUCGUGCUGAUCCAAGAGAAUGAUACCUUCAAGAUGACCAUCGAAGACACCUUCACCAUUGACUUUGAUAUUCUCUGGCCUACUCGCGAGUACAGCUUCGAUCUCGUCGACCCUUCCUGGGAGACCACUGACUGGUCGUACCCCUUUAUCCCAGGCCAAGACAAAUACAUUGGCUCCCUCCAACAUUGCAACCUCAUCUCGGACACUUACUUUGAUGCCCCCGUUCAACAGUACCCGCGCUUGCCGUCGAGCACGUGGUGGCCGAGCGGCAACUUCUCGCACGGUGGUGCGAUCGAGAGCGGCGAGUACAAGAUCCUGUCGAGGGCGCUCCGGACGUAUGGCGAUUACCACAACGUUAGCGACUGGCAGAUCAGGGUCUCGCCCAGGACCAUCGUCGACAAGGAUAAGGCUUGA
Colletotrichum acutatum is the source of this 1803-nucleotide messenger RNA. Its product is annotated as peptidase S8/S53 domain-containing protein. Gene Ontology annotation, molecular function: serine-type endopeptidase activity. NCBI's taxonomy places the organism in Eukaryota, Fungi, Ascomycota, Sordariomycetes, Glomerellales, Glomerellaceae. The transcript has 12 exons. Bases 1 to 1803 code for a protein of 600 amino acids. The record is from RefSeq and is a predicted model, not a curated record. Gene Ontology annotation, biological process: proteolysis.